AAUCUUUGGCGCUGAACAAACUACAUAGCAACAGACAUGUGCUAAUCGUAGGUUGAAGCUGUGAGGAGAAUGAAAGUGGCAUCAGAUUGUGCUUUCAAAUGGCACAGUGUAGAAAGAACUUACUGCCAAACAUGACUGCACCCAUCACACAAAACUGCACUGAUACUGAGGAACCAAACCAACCAAAGAUCAACAGACUAAAGCGAGCAAAGAGAACUGUGAGGUCUGCUAGAGAACAUCCAUCAGUUAUCAGCACUGAAUCUGAUCUUUCAUCUGAUCCAAUAUUUAACUGUGAAAAAACCUGUUCAACAUUCAGCCCUGAUGACCAAAAGUUCUCCUCAAGUGCACAGCCAUACACCAGAUCUCAGAGCAAAGCUGGUGCACACGAUUCAGCCCCAAAACCUGAAGAGCUCAAGCUGAAGGGAUCUUUAAAACAAACCAAACUUCAAAUAAAGUCAGAAACGAUCACCAGUCAUGAUGGACAUCUUCAGAAAUGGCGACGCCCAAGCGAGAACCUGAACACAUCAGAAAAUCUUGACAGGUUCCAGAUCAGAAUGAGCAGCAGUAACAGACUGAACAGUAGCCGCAGAAAGAAACAGCACACACCUCCAGCUAAUGCAGCUGUGCACAGAAUGCAGCAGGACAAGAACAACACGACUGGAGAUGAUGGGGCUGGAGAUGAUGGGACUGGAGCUGAUGGGACUGGAGCUGAUGGGACUGGAGCUGAUGGGACUGGAGAUGAUGGGACUGGAGAUGAUGGGACUGGAGAUGAUGGGACUGGAGAAGACUUGAUCGGGGAUGAAGUGCCCUGGACAGAGAAAUACCGGCCACGCUGCUCUGACCAGGUUAUCGGUAAUUCAGCCGCAGUGAAGAAAUUGUACAGCUGGCUGAAGGAGUGGAGGAUGAGAGCAGAUGUGGAAGAGAGAAGAAGAAGAUGUGAAGAGCGCAGGAUGCAGGAAAAAAACAGCGGAUCUUGGGAUUGUGGUGAUUUCAAAGGGGACCCGAUGACAGAGGAGUUGUGUAACACAGUAUUGAUUCAUGGUCCUACAGGCGUGGGAAAAACUGCUGCGGUGUAUGCCUGCUCUCAGGAACUGGGAUUCAGGAUAUUUGAAGUAAACAGCUCGUCCCUGCGUAGCGGCCAGCUCGUCCUGUCUCAGCUGAAAGAGUGCACUCAGAGUCACCAGGUGGGGGCGCCACACUCUUCCUGUACCACACACAAACCUUCUGCAACCUUGCGCAAGACAGCUCCACGAAAAGUCAAGACCUCCUCCAAAAAAACAUCAGCGAACUUCCAAAGAAAGAAACGUGCUGCUCCACCAUCUAUCACCCUAAAACAUUUCUAUAGGAAAAUUGAAAAGCCCAUCAGCACCCACACUGAUCUUCCACAAGGAGUUUCUGGGGUCUCACUGACUGAGUCUGAAACUACAGAAGAGCCAUUAUUUACCAGUAAAGACUUUUCAUCAGAGAAAGAGGACAGAAAAGCUGCAAUAUCACUCAUACUGUUUGAGGAGGUUGAUGUGAUCUUUGAUGAUGAUGUGGGCUUUUUCUCAGCUAUAAGGACUCUAAUGAGCACCAGCAAGAGACCCAUCAUUCUCACCGCCAACGAUCCCACGGUUGGUCAGUCAUUUCAAGAUCAUUUGGAGGAAAUCAGGUUCAAAACUCCUACAAUGGAGAGUGUGGUAAACUACCUGCAGUGGUUGUGUGCGGUAGAGGGUGUGAAACCUGACCCAGAGCACAUUAGCUUUUUGCUACAGAAGAAUAAAGGAGACGUGAGGCGCAGCAUUUUCAAACUGGAGCUGUGGGUGCGUGGUGGAGGAGGAAACACACAGUGUCAACUUCACAAGAACACACCGGCUUGUCGUUCCUAUGCCGAGCUGCAGAGCAGUGGAUGUGUGCAGGUUCUGGUGGAGAGUUGGAGAACAGGCCAGAGCUUACUUUACUCAAACCUGGAGCUUCUUUUAGCCCCAGCCACUUCUCAUACCUCAGCUCAAAGCACAUUUGAUCACAGAGCACACUGCACCAAAUUCCUGAAUAAUCCUGCAGUUUCUUCCAGCCCUGAUCUCCACAAGUUGAAACUAAGGAGACUUUCUCGAUCGAGAGUGAAAACGAUACACAUUGAUGAAAAAUCGAAACGCACGCACAAAUCAGUCGCCGACUGGUCAGAGCUGGACUCUCUGGCAAAGUUUUUUAACUCCAUGUCGUUCUUGGACUCACAUCUUUCCCAGAAGGUCUCAGAUGUGUGUAAAUCUGGACUUUUCGGGGCCAGAGUUUCAGACUCCUUUCUGGACGAGCUGAGCGAGGACGAGGUUUGGACAGCUGACAUGGAGAGAUGGUACGAGAUCCAGGCUGUGGUGGAGGGUUUGGGGUUCUGCACGUGCAGAACAGAGAUGUAUGAGAUGAAGAGAUGUCAGGGGGAAAUGAAAGGACAGAGAAUGGAAGAGCUAAAUGCUUCUGUUGGACACACAACAUGGAAUUCUGGUGUCCAGGAGACUCGAGACACUGUACACAAAGUGCUGAACAGUAGAGCUUUCCGAUAUAACGGUAAUAAGACUGCUGUAGUUACGGAUUACCUGCCCACCCUGCACUUCAUCUGCAGAGCGGAACGCAUGAAGUCCCAGCAUAAACUCAGAUUUCCUCACUACCUCAAGGACAUCGGCUUAUGUUUACCUAAGAGCACUCUCAGCCUUUUAGCGGCAGAGCUACGGUGAUAUACGGCACACUCAAUCAAUCAUGUCAUAUCCUGUGUCCACAAGUCUUACAGCAGUGUGUUGUGGAAGCAACCUAGUGUCAGAUUCUCAAGCGGAAACAUUGUGUCAUACAAUAAACAAUGUAAAAUAAAAAUGUGUA
This is a messenger RNA of Trichomycterus rosablanca, 2847 nucleotides long. RefSeq names its product ATPase family AAA domain containing 5b (gene atad5b). Gene Ontology annotation, molecular function: ATP binding; ATP hydrolysis activity; DNA binding. The transcript has 14 exons. Lineage: Eukaryota; Metazoa; Chordata; Actinopteri; Siluriformes; Trichomycteridae. Gene Ontology annotation, cellular component: nucleus. The record is from RefSeq and is a predicted model, not a curated record. The coding region runs from base 99 to 2708 and encodes 869 amino acids.